AUGGAGGUAAUGGCAGAUGACCCACCACAAAGCCAUGACCAGAACGGAAAUGCAAAGAAACACGUUUUAACAGUGCAUACAUUAUCUUUAAAAGAGCUGGCUAAUCAGACAGAGAUCACAUAUAAUGAUAUCUAUAACCACGAUGAUGCGCUGUUUGGAGAGUCUGAAUCUGGAACUGAAUCUCAUACAGAGAGCAAAUCUUUGGAGAAAUCACCAUGCAAGGUGCAACAGGGUGCUGUUUUCUCUGGAAAAAUCCUCAGUUUUUGCUGCUCUGAAUGCAAAGGUGAUGUCACUUACAGCCCAAAUGACUUGCUGAAACAUUUCCAGGGAGUACAUAAGGGUACACUUCCAACCUAUCCGUGUGAUCUUUGUACCUUUGUCACCAAUGAAUUCUCUUCUCUUCAGCGGCAUCGCAUCGGGCAUCGGGACACUUUCGUCACUUGUGAAAUCUGCAACGAUGGAGUCCAGUACACUCUACUGUUGCUUACCAGGCAUUUUAUUAUGUGCCAUAGCUGCAAUGGACUUUUUCGCUGUAAGAAAUGUGACUUUUCAACCAGAGACGCAGGCACCUUUGUUCAGCACAUUCAUCAUCACAAUGAGGACAGCCAAAAACAUGUUAAGUGUCCAUCCAUGAGUCCUACACAGGGGAAAGUUUACAGCGGGAAAGCCCACUCUGGGACUUUUCCUUUCACUUGCCAAUUCUGUGGCUUUGGUGCUUCUUGGAAGGAGUAUCUUAAUAAACAUAUGUCUGUGGCUCAUGCUGAUGAAGUUGAUAAAACAAACCGAUGGAGGACAAUAGAUGAUGGUUCUAAAGUCAAUUCUCCUGGACUGAAGCUGCUGCUUAAAAAGAGUCCUCCUCCUGGAGGAUCCAGAGAACCACAGUGGAUAUCACAGCUGAAUUCCCUUCCCGGAGUAGGUCUGCUUGACCACAAUGGACGGCUCUUAAAUCCAGAGAAAACGUUAGAGGAAACGCAGCAAUUUCUUGAAAGAGCUGUUGGAGUAAAGAAAGAGAGUAAUAAAUGGAGUAAAGGAAUACUCAAAGGUGAACAGCAGAGCUCAUAUCCUGUCACAUCUACAACAGCACAGCCAAAGAUGCAGGAAAAUGAACUCACUCUUGGAUCUGGAAUUUUAGACUCGAGCAACAGCAAUGGACUGACUGUUCUCAUGGUCAAAAAUAAAAUCUCCAUUCCUCCCAACUGUACUACAAAGGUCAUGGGCUUUAAGAUGGUAGACGGUAAAAAGCAUUUAGUUUUAAAAGUCAUACCAACAAAACAGGAACCUGAUACCAAAAUUGAAGAGAAUGAAAAGACUACCAGCUCUCCCAGUGCCUCGAUGUCCUGUAGAUCAGGAUGUGUUCUUGGUUCAGAAUUUGAGAAAAAGAAAGAUUUGUCUGAUUUAAUAAAAGUAGAGGCACACGACAGCGAAAAUAACAAUUCGGAUGGGUCACAAUUGGUAGAUGAGCAUAAAGCAAAGCAGGUUUGUGAAAAAGUUCAUGAGCCAUCAGCCUCGCAUUGUGUAGACUUGGUUUCUUGUAUGAACAAAGAGGCACCAUUUUCCAAGAACCAGACAAAUGAUUUAGAAAAAAAACCAUCACCUGUUCAUGAGCUUUCUUUUUCUCAUUCAAUUGCUGAUCAGUCCUCAAAUUCAACUGCCGAGGAUUUAAGUGUGGAGGAAGUAUCUCAGUUGGAAUCAACUGUGCAUGGACCCACAAUAGUUUCCAACCUAAUUACAGUAUCUGCAAGUGAAGCCCCAAUGUGUUCUCUGACUUCUGAUUGCAUUGAAAAUGAUGUCACAGCUGCCACAGUUGAUCCAUGUGAGAUAAAUAGAGAGCAGACCUCACCCAGAAUUUCUAUUAAUUUAACCAUUGAGAAACAACAGCGCUUAGGUCUUAAUGAAAGUGAGUCUUUACCAUCUGAAAAUGCAGCAACUGUAAAUACUUGCCCUGUGGAUGGUAAGUCUCUACAGACUAAUUCAGCUAAUGACCUUACCUUAAGUACUGAUUUAUCUCCAAGAAAGGAAUUAACAGAACGAAAACAAGCUUCAGACAACACAAGUAUGGACAGCCAGAACGCCAAUAUUACUUCAAAUGGGGAAACGUUCCAAGACACAACUCCACAAAAUAAACCAAAUGCAGCUGAUUUGUUCACUGGCAAAGACGGUAGUACAGAAGUUGAAGCGGUACUGCAAAAUUCCCCAAAUCAGGAGGUUUUUAGUUUUCACAAUUACUCUAAAGAGACUUUUGGCAGUCCCCCUGAUUUACUGGAUGUCGAUCAGUCUCCCGGAGAUAUAGAGGGGGACGAAUAUGAAGAAAAUUUUGAAGAACUCAAGCUGGAUGCUGACUGGAGCUUAACACUACCUGCAUCCCCACCCAUUGGAGCUGAACAGUCUGAGGAAUGCCUUGAAAGUGGAAGUGCCAGUGAUAACGAUCAGGCUUCUUUAAGUCUCCAAACAUCAUUUGAAAGGGUUUCAGAUAGUGAUAUAGAGGUUGAUGAGUGCAUAGCUACUGUUGAUGAGUUUCCUAUUGAACAGACAGAGAAAAGAGAUGGCUUCUCAGAACCAGAAAGAAAAGCAGAAAACGCUGGGUCAUCUGCACUUGAAAAGGGGACUGCAAAUUUAAGCAAUGCUGCUGUUUUGGGCAAGAUACUUGAAAAGCACUCUGAUGCUAUAAUCAGCCAGCAGCUCGAAAAAGACAGGAUGGUAUCCACAGCUACACCACAGGAUACUAACAGACCUACUAAAACAACACUUCGAAUUGUCCAGAUGCCUGAGGGAAAACGGCAGAUGUUCCUUCAGACUGCGGAGACUCCAUAUGCCGUCCCAGUCCAGCUUACAAGUGGUCCAGGCUUCAAGCUCAUUACAAAGUCUUGUGCUUCUCAAGUUAAUGUGUCAUACAUGAAGUCAGGAAUUGAAAGGUCUUGCAAAGGUACAGGUUUAUCUCUGACAUUAAAUGGUGGUAGAAUUGGAAUGUCAGCACAAGGAUUAGGAGAAAAGGCCAAAGGUCAGGCAUCAGUUUUGCAAACUGCGAACAACAGUGGGGGCCACUACAUUGUCAGUGCUUCUGCCCUGAAAAGGCCCCUGCUCUUAUCAAGUCCUGUGAAGUCAUCCUCUGGAGAACAAAGGAUAAACACACAACAAACUUGUUAUUUGGUUCACCAACCACUUCCUGUUGCUCCAGUAAGUUCUGAGUCCACUGAUUCCACCCCUAAGACUGUACUAGCCACACGCUCAGUAUUGACUUUACCAGUAAACUCAGCUGAUAAAGCAGCUCCUUUGCAAACUGGGCGACAGGCAUACCUAGUUAGAUAUAUCUCUCAAGCCAAGUCAGGCUUACUGGUUAAUAACACGAGUGAAAAGAACGCAGGUCAGGGCAGCCAGGCAAAUACAGCUGGAAAAAACAGGUUUUUAGUUGUAAGAGGUCCAAAUGGAACCAGGUUUCUCACCACUGCCCCAUACACAUCAGCCAAGAAGCCUAUUUAUGUGGCCGCAAAAUCUCUGCAGUCACCUUACAUUCUUAUGUCUUCAGAUAACUCGAUUACAAAAUGUUCAGCUGGACUGAAUACCUCCAAUGCUUCUCACAGCCCCUCUUAUAAACUAAUCUCAGCAAAGCUUAAGGACGUUUUAUCUAAAACAGACAUUAACAAUAAGCAAGCUGAGGAAAGCUCAGAAUUCCAGUCCACGCUGAUGCCCAUAAAUGCUUGUUCACAGAGCCUCCGGAGGAGAAAGAGAUCACUACUCGAGGGCUCUUUUGAGACUCAUUACAAAACAAGAAGAGUAUCAAGCAUGUCAUCUGCACAAAAAGAGCCCGUCUCACCGUGGAAGCCAGUGGCAAAAGAUGCUAAAAGAACACUCAGGCUUACUCCAUUCAGACCAUUUCAGCAGAUCAAAUGUCCUCGUCAAAACCAGCCGGUUGUGGUGCUGAACCACCCUGAUGCUGACAUCCCUGAGGUGGCAAACAUUAUGAAGUCCAUUAAAAGGUACAACGGUGAAGUCGUUAAAGUGGCAUUGUCGCAGAGUACAGUCAGCGCUCUUUCUAAAUGGAGUCUUACUGGUCCAGAUGGUCGACUGUCAAAGAAUGCUUCCUGUGUUACAGAAGUUUUACCACGUACUGGGAACAACGUUAAAGAGCGAUUUAUCCUAAAACUGAAGUUCAAAAAGAAAAAUAGGCGCAAAUAUGAGGUUGUAAAGUUGUCAUCCAACACAGGUUCAGAUCGGAGUUCAAUGUUUAGGUGCUGGUUUUGUGGUCGAGCAUUUAACAAUCAAGAGGAGUGGAUCGGUCAUGGACAGAGGCAUCUCAUGGAGGCAACAAGAGACUGGAAUAAGGUGUUUUAAUG
Molecule: messenger RNA, 4331 nt
Organism: Trichomycterus rosablanca
Lineage: Eukaryota; Metazoa; Chordata; Actinopteri; Siluriformes; Trichomycteridae
Product: zinc finger protein 518A
Exons: 1
Coding region: 1-4329 (1442 amino acids)
Molecular function (GO): RNA polymerase II cis-regulatory region sequence-specific DNA binding; DNA-binding transcription factor activity, RNA polymerase II-specific
Source: RefSeq, a predicted model, not a curated record